AUGCUGGCAGAAAGCUUCAUAUCCAUCUUUGCCUAUAAAGGUGACCCUUUUGACUCUCGUCAAGGCCAGGUGCUGAAACCUGUUGGGCAGGAAACGUGGCAAAGCCAGUUUGCAAAUAUGGAUGAUCAUGAACAGUUCUUUAUGGAAUCCGAUCAAGCAGCAGCGGAGAAGAUGGCGGAGGUUCAUGGCGGUAACAUGGAUCUAAAAGGUCAUCAACAGAUCCCUGGUCAAGAUGUACCCAGAAACAAAAACCACAAAACACCUCUAUUCGCCCCUCAGCGUAUACCAAUUCUAGAGGAAUACUGUGGAAAAGAACUGGAUCUGUACAGAUCUUGGUCAAACCAAAGCCUUUAUCAGAAUUAUCCUGAUCUGCAUAUCGGAGGAGAUCACAUCGCUGACCAUACACGUGAUUCAGAUCGCACCGUGGGCCAGACUCACAACAAAUUGCCUGGGCCCGUGCUCAUGUCCACCGAUAUCCCCUUAGACGCUCCCUUUCCGUUACAGAAACCCAGGGUGCUAAAGUUGGGGCACGGGGACGACGUUGGGGAGAGCAGCAUGGUUCCCCACAAGGAGCGCCUUACUAACUCCUUGCUGAACAAACACAUGGAUCACGAAAUCCAGGAACUCUAUAAACAGUUUUGGGAAGAGAAGUUGACUCACUGCAAUUCCAUCACCCACUUCCUGAUGUCGAACGGCCUGACGAGCAACAUGGGUGAGACCCACCACCCGCUGUCUCAGGGACACCAACCAACGCUCUUGCACUCUCUGGCUCGCCUGGGCUUGCAGAACGCUAGCAGUGGAAACAGCAGUGAAUUUAGCACGCCAAACUUACAAAUCUCCGCCCCGCUUUGCAAGAGAAAAUGUCUCUGA
This is a messenger RNA of Protobothrops mucrosquamatus (brown spotted pit viper), 870 nucleotides long. RefSeq lists its product as uncharacterized. The transcript has a single exon. Gene Ontology annotation, biological process: regulation of toll-like receptor signaling pathway. Lineage: Eukaryota; Metazoa; Chordata; Lepidosauria; Squamata; Viperidae. The record is from RefSeq and is a predicted model, not a curated record. Bases 1 to 870 code for a protein of 289 amino acids.